Messenger RNA from Salvelinus namaycush (lake trout), 711 nucleotides. RefSeq names its product protein FAM219A-like. The transcript has 5 exons. Lineage: Eukaryota; Metazoa; Chordata; Actinopteri; Salmoniformes; Salmonidae. The record is from RefSeq and is a predicted model, not a curated record. Bases 1 to 525 code for a protein of 174 amino acids.
AUGGACAAAUUAUCAUCUGUUUUUGUUCUGCAGCAGGACCCAGCAGCAUCCGACACCUCUGAGGCCGAUUCUGACACUAGAGAAGGUGAAACGGUGGCCAUGAACUACAAGCCCUCACCACUGCAAAUGAAAAUAGAGAAACAGAGAGAGCUGGCCAGGAAGGGAUCAGUAAAGAAUAGCCCCGUCAACCACCAACCUAAGAAGAACAACGGCAUGGCCAGAACACGUUUGGUGGUGCCAAACAAAGGCUACUCCUCUUUAGACCAGACCAGCCCGGAUGAGAAGCCCCUGGUAACGCUGGACACAGACAGUGAUGAUGACUUUGACAUGUCCAGAUACUCUUUGUCUGGAUACUCCUCAGCCGAGCAGAUCAACCAGGAUCUCAACAUCCAGCUUCUGAAGGACGGUUACCGGCUGGACGAAAUCCCUGACGAUGAGGAUCUGGAUCUGAUCCCGCCCAAAUCAGUCAACCACACGUGCAUAUGCUGCCAAGCCACCACCUCCUCAGCCUGCCAGAUCCAAUAGCCCCUCCCACAAUAUAUGCCAUGACUCCGCCCCCUGCAGUGAGCUCACCUCACCACUGGGGCGGCGACAGGGAGACAGAAUGCCCUGAUCGGAGGGGGAGAAAAAACAGAAGAAUAGGUCUAUUGGAAUUAGUGUGGAUAUGAAAAGGGUGAAAAUGCACAAAAUAUGUACUCCUAUGGUAGGACA